GGUCUUGAGGAUGGAGAUUUUCUAUUUACAUAAAAUUGUUCGUGUCAUGAUGAAAAGACAGAUCUAACAAGGAUAAGUCGCCUAAGAGCGACUUAUCCUUAUUACUGGUUGGUAAUGUCUCUGGUGUCAGUUCCUGCCGAGUUGAAGGUGUUCUUCUCCCUGAGCGGAAAGAUGACCAUCACAGCGAGCCUGCAAUUAGUGUGGGUGUUUACCGGCGAGCUCUUCUCCACCAAGCACAGGACGCGUAUUGUUGGGGAGGCCAGCAUGGUUGGGAGGGUUGGCACCCUGAUGGUUCCUUACAUCAACGACCUUCUGGGCCGUGUGUACCCGUGGGCGCCCGGUGCAAUGCUGAGCGUGGCAGUGAUCAUCGCCGCAGGAUUGGUUUUUCUUCUGCCGGAGACUGCCAACCGUAAACUCACUCAGAAUGAAAAUGAGGAAUUCAUGGAGCCGGAAACUUCCAACCUUAGACCCACUCAGAAUGAAUAUGAGAAAGUAACGGAAGAGGAGAUCAGCCUGUCUGUCAUCUGACCAACAAGAGAUGUAAAGAACACUGGCAGGCGCUACGAAUUUUUCAUGGUUCAUCUCAUCUGGAAUAUCAAUCAAGCUUAGAUUUCUGACAGUAAAAGUUUAUUGCCGGAAACGUAUUUGCCAAAUCAGUUAAAAUCAAAACUACUAAAUGUAAUAAAAAUGAAUUUGCCAAACUGAAGCUCAAGUACAGUUCAUAAUUUAGUGGUAAAUAUUUAUGGCUUUAAUUUUCCAUUGUGUUCUGCUUCCUGCAUUCUCUUUACUAACCAGAGCUGGCUGUUGUGUUUGACUCCAUACUCAAUCCGUUGUGGCGACAACCUUGUAAUUUUCCACCAUCUUUAUGAUUUAAUUUAUCUGUGCCUUACAUCAGUCAUUUUCGUACUUACUGGAAAACUCUGACGGUCUUUGAUAUUUAAAUUAAUGUGAAGUGCAUUUCAAUUUAUUAAUCUUAUGGGAGAUUUUCCACCAAAGCAAAUUUACUAUUACGACCCCAACGAUAUAAAAUUUCAUGUAUGGAAUCACAGCCCCAUAACCUUGGACCAGACUUUACAGAAUCACACCUCUGUAAGAAAAGGUAUGGAAUGAAAAUUUAUACCAUCACAAAACACAAAAUUCAUUUACUGUAACUGUUUUCUUGUUAAAUGUUAUUUGUUAAUGUAGUUGUUAUUGCUUAACGUCAAUAACCAUGGCUUGUUGGUCCAGGUUGCAGUGUCUUGCAAUGCUUCUAUUUUGAAUUAUGAUGCUUGAGUGAAGAUAGUACAAUGAACCAGUUCAACUAUAACGGAAAUUAAAAGUGUGUGGCACCAGUAGGCUAAUGAAUGGUGCCUGGAUUCACUGAUGAGCUACGAAUCUUAUUAGUAUUUAAGAAAUUCGCAUCACCCUUAACGGUGAGUCACUAAACACAACUUCUUAAGGUACCCGCUUUCUUCCUCAAGUUAAGAACAAUUGUAGUGACUACAUCAGACGGCGUGAUCCUAAUAUGUGAACGUUUCAUCUCCACUAUACAACCCGUAAAAUAAACUGACACAUGGAAUUGCAAGUUGAAUUAGCAUAUGACCGUCCAGUGAGGAGAGAGAGGGUGUUUAGAAAUUUCUUAAACACUUAAUGUGGAUAAUGAGCACCUCCUGAGAUAGUGUAUGUUUCUGAAGAGGGAAAUACUGGAGUAAUGAACUUUCACCAUACAUUAAGCAGAUGAAGAUGACGAAAGACAUGAAAGAGGAACGACGCAUAAGAGGAAAGAACACAAGGAAGAGAAAGGGAAAAUGGAAGAAGAAAAAGCAUCAAGGAAGGUUUUAAACCUAAACCAAGAGUUUUUUCCUUAACCUGUAUAAAUUAUAGCUUAAAUAAUUUAAACCUGCAAUAUGCUAUAGAGAAUAUGUAUCUACGCUGAAAACUAUGUUUUCAAACAAUAUAUUUUUUUAGCAUCCUUUUGUAUCAAUUUGAAUUUCGCGAAUAUUAAGCCAUUACAAGUGACAUUAUGCCCUAAUUGUAUAUUUAUUAUGGAAAUGAGAAAAUAUGUAGCCUUCCAUUUACCUUAAUAUAUUAAAUCUUAUUUGAUUUCCAC
Scylla paramamosain (green mud crab) is the source of this 2089-nucleotide messenger RNA. RefSeq names its product solute carrier family 22 member 6-like. The record is from RefSeq and is a predicted model, not a curated record. NCBI's taxonomy places the organism in Eukaryota, Metazoa, Arthropoda, Malacostraca, Decapoda, Portunidae. The transcript has 2 exons. Bases 115 to 528 code for a protein of 137 amino acids.